Propithecus coquereli (Coquerel's sifaka) is the source of this 1013-nucleotide messenger RNA. RefSeq names its product COP9 signalosome complex subunit 3-like. Gene Ontology annotation, biological process: ubiquitin-dependent protein catabolic process. The transcript has 8 exons. NCBI's taxonomy places the organism in Eukaryota, Metazoa, Chordata, Mammalia, Primates, Indriidae. Bases 1 to 732 code for a protein of 243 amino acids. Gene Ontology annotation, cellular component: COP9 signalosome. The record is from RefSeq and is a predicted model, not a curated record.
AUGCUGGUCUAUUUUGAUGAUUUAAUAUCCAUUUGUUCACAGCUUUGUUUGCUGGCAAAAUGCUUUAAGCCUGCCCUUCCAUAUCUUGAUGUGGACAUGAUGGACAUCUGUAAAGAAAAUGGGGCCUAUGAUGCAAAGCACUUUUUAUGUUACUAUUAUUAUGGAGGGAUGAUCUAUACUGGGCUGAAGAACUUUGAAAGAAGGCGCUAUGUAAGUGAGAGGCCUCUUAGCAAUGCAUACCACGAGUUAGCACAAGUUUAUUCAACCAAUAACCCCUCAGAACUCCAAAACCUGGUGAACAAGCACAGUGAAACUUUCACUCGAGAUAACAACAUGGGACUGGUGAAGCAAUGCUUGUCAUCUCUUUAUAAGAAGAAUAUUCAGAGGCUAACAAAGACCUUUUUAACACUAUCAUUACAAGAUAUGGCAAGUCGUGUGCAGUUAUCUGGACCUCAAGAGGCAGAAAAAUAUGUUCUACACAUGAUAGAAGAUGGCGAGAUUUUUGCAAGUAUUAAUCAGAAGGAUGGUAUGGUCAGUUUCCAUGAUAACCCUGAAAAGUAUAAUAACCCAGCUAUGCUUCAUAACAUUGAUCAGGAGAUGCUGAAGUGCAUAGAGCUGGACGAGCGGCUAAAGGCCAUGGACCAGGAGAUCACAGUGAACCCCCAGUUCGUGCAAAAGAGUAUGGGCUCGCAAGAAGAUGAUUCAGGAAACAAACCAUCCAGUUACUCUUGAAACUAACAUCCAUCCUGAGUUAAGCAAGAGAAACUAUCACCUUGGCCAGUGGCAAGUGUUAGGAGGGCAGCAGGGAGGACCACGCCUGUGUCACCUGGACAUUAAGAAAUUAAAUUUUGUUUUGACGUCUUUAGUCCUAUGUGCUUUCAGAAAACCAUUCUCUCUGCAAAGAAAGGAAAAAAAAUUUCAAACUUUAAAAUCUGUCGUGGAUUUAUUUAUCCUCAGAUUAUUGUUGUUACUGCAUUAAAUUUACCUUUCAAGCAAUUUAAAUUGCUUGAACA